AUGGUUCCAAGUGAAUCUAAACAAUAUGCUGGGAUUAUCCAACUCCUUCAACAUUUCAGAUGGACAUGGGUUGGAAUCUUUGCUGUAGAUAAUAGCAAUGGAGAACAUUUCUUAGGGACCAUGGAACAAUUGUUUUCCCAGAAUGGAAUCUGUUCAGCUUAUACACAAAGAAUCCCACAAUUAGCCCACUGGGAUAAUUUAAAAGAAAUACUUGAAAUAGCAUCAGACAUAUAUUUGCCCUUAAUAGAUGACAGAAUUAGUACCUUUAUCAUUUAUGGAGAAUCUUUGCAAGUGUUAUGGCUGGCUGCUGUUAUAUUUCUUCUCAAUGGAAUGAAGGAACAUCUGUCCUUUGGAAAAGUGUGGAUCAUGACUGCCCAGUCUGACUUUGUGUUAACAGGAAUGCAAAGAAAUUGGAAUAGCCAGUUGUUCCAUGGUGCCAUCUCCUUUACAAUUCACUCAAGAGAACUUCUAGGGUUCAAGAAAUUUCUUCAAAUCAUAAAACCUUCCUGGACUACAGGAGAUGGAUUUAUUAAGGAUGUAUGGGAACAAGCUUUCGACUGUUUGUUUCCAGAACUACUGGAGUUAAUGUCAGACAAUGAUGCAUGUUCUGGAGAGGACAGUCUGGGAAAUCUUCCUCAACCUCUUUUUGAAACCCAGAUGACUGGACACAGCUAUAGCAUCUAUAAUGCUGUUUAUGCUGUGGCACAUGCUUUGCAUGCUCUUUUCUCACUCCGAUCCAACCAAAAAAAUUGGGUAGCAUGUAAAAGAUCUUUAUGUCAAGGACUUCAAUCUUGGCAGCUCCAUCCAUUUCUUCAAAGCAUUUCAUUUAACAACUCUGCUGGAGAAACAAUUUCCUUUAGUGAAAGCAAGGAAAUAGAAAAUGGAUUUGACCUCAUGAACUUGGUCACCUUUCCCAACAUCUCUUUUCAGCGGGUAAACAUUGGAAGAGUGGAUGGAGAAGCACCUGAAGGAAAAGAAUUAAUUAUUAAUGAGGACAUGAUAGUUUGGCACAGAUGGUUCAAUCAGGUUGUUCCCAUUUCAAUGUGUAAUGAAAAUUGUCAGGCUGGUUAUCAGAAGAGAAAGAGUGAAGGAAAAAAGUUUUGCUGCUAUGAUUGUGUUCCAUGUCCAAAAGGGAAGGUUUCAAACAAGAUUGGUAAGUGUUAUACAGAUUGUUACAAAUGCCCAGAAGAUCAGUAUGCUAACCAUGAAAAAAGCAGAUGCAUCCUUAAAAGAAUAAGCUUUCUUUCUUAUGAAGAACCAUUAGGGAUCAGUUUAGCUUCAGUUGCUAUUUCAUUUUCCCUGGUAACACUAUGGGUGCUUAGAACUUUUGUUAAGCACAAAGAUAGUCCCAUUGUCAAAGCCAAUAACCGGGAUCUCAGUUACAUUCUCCUUGUUUGUCUUCUGCUCUGCUUUCUUUGUUCGUUGCUCUUUCUUGGACAACCAAGGAAAGUCACCUGCUCUUUUAGACAAUCUGCCUUUGGUAUUAUCUUCUCCAUGGCUGUUUCUUGUGUAUUGGCCAAAACCAUUCUUGUUUCUCUAGCAUUUAUAGCCACACAGCCUGGAUCAAAGGUGAGGACAUGGGUAGGGAAAAGAUUGUCUGUUUCCAUUGUCCUUGCUUGCUCUCUUCUCCAAGCAGGAACUUGUACCGUGUGGUUAUCAAUCUGUCCACCAUUCCCUGAGUUAGACAUGCAUUCAGUAAAUGAAGAAAUCAUUCUGCAAUGUAAUGAAGGAUCAGUCUCCAUGUUUUACUGUAUUCUGGGCUAUCUGGGUCUCUUGGCCUUUGCCAGCUUUGUCGUAGCUUUCCAUGCUCGUAAACUGCCUGACAGCUUUAAUGAAGCCAAGUUCAUCACCUUUAGCAUGUUGGCCUUCUGUAGUGUUUGGGUCUCCUUUGUUCCAACUUAUCUGAGUACUAGAGGAAAAGCCAUGGUGGCUGUGGAGAUCUUCUCCAUCUUAUGUUCUAGUGCUGGGCUCCUAGGCUGUAUCUUUUUCCCUAAAUGCUAUAUCAUUGUAUUUAGACCUAAACUAAACAACAGGGAACACUUAAUAAGGAAAAUGACUGAGUAA
This is a messenger RNA of Protobothrops mucrosquamatus (brown spotted pit viper), 2064 nucleotides long. Its product is annotated as vomeronasal type-2 receptor 26-like. Gene Ontology annotation, cellular component: membrane. The transcript has 4 exons. Gene Ontology annotation, biological process: G protein-coupled receptor signaling pathway. Gene Ontology annotation, molecular function: G protein-coupled receptor activity. The record is from RefSeq and is a predicted model, not a curated record. Bases 1 to 2064 code for a protein of 687 amino acids. NCBI's taxonomy places the organism in Eukaryota, Metazoa, Chordata, Lepidosauria, Squamata, Viperidae.